AUGGACGGUCUGUUCAUAAUCCUCACUGCUUUUGCUAUCAACUGUCUUUUACAAUGGUCAUGGUCCUGCCAAGGGAUUAUUGAUACACCAAACACGGAGUAUGAUUUCAUAAUAGUGGGAGGAGGGUCGGCUGGCUGUGUUUUGGCUCGGAGAUUGUGGGAAAACACCAAUUAUACAAUCCUCGUGAUAGAAACGGGCACUACAGCACCAUGGAUAAGUGCUGUUCCACUUCUCGCACCAGCACUGCAAGGUUACACAGCAGAUUGGGCAUACAAAACAACAAAUCAAAAACACUCACAGUUCGGAUUGAACGAUCGUAAAUCAGCAUGGCCCCGAGGCAAAGUACUUGGAGGAAGUAGCGUCCUCAACUACAUGAUUCACACAUGGGGAACAAAAUCGGACUUCGAUGACCUCUGGUCCAGAGUGGGACCCGACUGGAAUUUCGAUUCUGUUCUUCCGUACUUCAAGAAAGCGGAGAGCUUCCAUCGAACCUCCGGAGCCUCUGUGUCUGAGAAACGAGGUAGUGAUGGUCCAAUGCCAGUUUUGGAGUUCGACGUUUCAGAAUCUGAGCUAGCAAAGGCUUUCCUUGAAAAUGCUAAGUCUAUGGGAAUCAACGUUGGAGAGUUGAAUGGAGAACUAGAACACGGAGCUAUGCCCACACAAAGUAAAAUUAUUUUUGAGAAAAAGAAGGCGGCUAAAGUGGCGGCAGUAAAUCUUUUCUCUGGAAAAACUCAUGUGAUACGAGCGAGAAGAGAAAUCAUACUAAGCGGAGGUGUGAUAGAAACACCGAAACUGUUGUUGUUAUCGGGCAUUGGCCCGGAAAAGCAUCUACAGGAUUUUAACAUUAAUGUUGAAGCCAAUUUGCCAGGAGUGGGCUCCAAUUUACGAGAUGAGCUUAAUGUUCCUUUAUACUUCCAUAUUCAGGAGCCAAUUAGCAUUACGACUCGAAAAAUAAGGUCUCCCAUCGACAUAUGGAAAUAUUUCUCCCAAGGAAAAGAAUCAUUCUCAUCUUCAUCAUCACCAUCUUCUUUUGGAGAAUUCCGGACUUCUGCUAUUAAGUCCUCAUCAUUGAGCAACUGGAAGCCUGCAUCUUCCAUGUCACAAUUCAACCAAUCUUUCUUAUUUUUUAAAGGUCACCUUGCUAACAGCGGUGUUGAAGUGAUAACCCGACUUCCUUUUCCUGGCAAUGAAACAGUUCAUUCGAAGAUAUUUCUGAUGCUGUUUAACUUAGGCUCCAUCGAUGAAGACACAUUCACAUCCAUUUCGAACUUCAAAUCUCGUGCGUUUUCACAGACAUUUCCAGACACGAAAAAUGACUCUAAAGAAGGUUUCAUUAUUUUAGCAUCUUGCACCCACCCCAGCAGUCAAGGAACUGUUCGAUUAUCUUCGGACCAUCCCCUGACGCCCGUACUCAUCGACCCCAACUAUUUGAGUGAAGCAAAAGAUGUGAAAUGCCUGGCUGAAGCUAUGAGCAUAGCGGGAAAACUAGGUACCGUUGGUACGUUGCGAAAGUAUGGUUCAUGCCUGCAUCUACCUGCUUAUGAUCAGUGUUUCCAAUUUGAGACCAAUAUGGAAAAUGAUAAGUAUCUGGAGUGUUGGAUAAGGACAUCUGCAAUAACCUCUUACCAUCCAGUAGGCACUUGCGCAAUGGGACCUGAUGAUGAUCCUCUGGCUGUACUUGACUCAAAACUAAGGGUCAGACGUGUUAAAAACCUCAGAGUUGUCGAUGCGUCAUCUUUUCCAUACUCUAUAUCUGGGAACCCUCAUGCUGCGGUGCUAAUGCUGGCUGAAAAAGCAGCGGACAUCAUUUUAGCAGAUCACAUGGAAUGA
Molecule: messenger RNA, 1830 nt
Organism: Uloborus diversus
Lineage: Eukaryota; Metazoa; Arthropoda; Arachnida; Araneae; Uloboridae
Product: glucose dehydrogenase [FAD, quinone]-like
Exons: 12
Coding region: 1-1830 (609 amino acids)
Molecular function (GO): oxidoreductase activity, acting on CH-OH group of donors; flavin adenine dinucleotide binding
Source: RefSeq, a predicted model, not a curated record